AUUGAUUAUUAUCGUAAAGUCGAGAUGACCAGUUGAUCAACUAAUGGUGUUCGAGACAGUUCGAUUUAUCGCCGGCUUAUAACGCGAUACGGCCAUUAAUUAACGAGACGAAAUGUUUUGACGAUAUAAAGUGACAUUUCUGUUGUGAAUCUUGUGGUGAUGUGCAGUGAAUAAUAAAAAAGAAACCACAAGCACUUGGGAAAAUGAUGCUGGUAACGUGAAGGAACAUUUCGUUGGAAGGUUAUCUAUUGAAACCAACAUCGGUGUACCUCGCUAGGGUUGAUGUACUGCAGAGUGACCAAGUGCCAGAGGACAUGAGGAUGGACAGAGUGUGUGUUGGUGGUGAGUUAUGAGGUAACAGAGUGAGGAGAACAGAGGGUCCAAGUGUGUGAGAGAGAAGGAAGCAAAGAUGUUGUGCCUGAAAAAGCGGAGGACCUACAGCUUCACGCAGGGUGUCUGCACGGAGUUGCCUAGGCGAUCGAAGGAGGACAAUCAUCGGUACGAGGGGUCCUUGAACAUGGCUAUUACGACACUGCCGCGUAAGAACAGGAUUAGAGAGGAGAGGCCAUCCAGAAUGGUUCUAACCGUGACCGAGGACACGCCAGCAGACAUGCUAGCCGGUAGCAUGGAGCUCCUGGUCCAGUUACCUCAGGAGCAUCAUCUUCAAACGCAGAGGGUCACGGUGCAGAGAAGUAUGCCGAUGAUGGACCUCCUCGUGCAGAUCGCCACGGCACACAAAUUGACGGCUUCUAGCUACACUCUGCAAGCGAUUGGAGAACGUGGAAUAGUUCUACCUCAUCAACCUAAUACGCCAAUUGGUGCAUUGGAUGCACUUCAGGUAAAGCUGCUACCUAAGCAGGGCACUUUUGUACCAAGAAAAUCGAAGCAAGUUAAUCAACCGUUCGAAACCACUUUUAGGCUACAGGUACAUCUACCAAGAAAUCAACUGUGGGUGUCCAGAGUCAGUCCGAAGAUGAAUCUAGGCGAGAUCUUGGAUCAAGUGUGCCGCGAAAAAGAUUUAGAUAAGAACAAGUAUGAACUGCGUCAUCCGGCAAGCUUGGAGACACUGGACCUGUCGCUGUCAUUGCAGGAUUACCAUCUUCAGGAAGUCACUCUAUACGCCAAGCAAGGUAGAUCACUAGGCUCGGCACUCAGCACUCAAGAUAUAAUGGCUCUACAAAGGCAAGAAGAGCGACGUAGGCAACAGGCGAAGCAAGGUGUCUUUGGAUUUGUGUUCAAGAAAUCUAAGGAGGGUUCCUUGAGUACCGAUAGCCUCGGAGGACGUAGUGCAUCACCAGCGAGGAGUGAUGAGACUGGAAGAAGCACGAGUCCUUUACAACCGCCUACCAGACCUCAGAGGAAGCGGAGACCCGCGCCAAAGCCGCCUAUUCAGGCUCAGGCAGACGUUAGUAAUGGUACAGAAGAAAAUUGCGCAGACUCCAGCAAGGACAAGGUAGUGAUCAGUCACAGUCGUAACAGCAGUGACAGUUCAGGCUACCACGAAGCUUCUGUGUUAAGUGACAACCCAGAUUCCGCUGGGAGACUUCCAGAAACGUUGCCCAGGAGGAACAAGGUUCCACUGGAAAUGCCCAGAAAAUUAGCUCAAACAUCACAAUCCAGCAAGAGCUUGAGCAAUCUGACUUCUGUGCCUGGUACGCUUAGUCACGGAAUUAGCAGUACCUCCUUAAGUUCCACAGGAUUACGAAAGAAAAGGGUCGCACCUCCUCCGCCAGUAACCAGACCUCUGUCGUCCGCCAUCUCCACCCAAGCUCUGGAACGCAUAGUCGACUCCGAAGAGUCUCUAACGUCAGACAUGGAUCCUUCCAAACCUCCUUCCGACAUCAGUGUCCCUUCCAAAGCAAACUCGGACAUAGAAGAGCGUCCAAAGGCCAGCUCAGACAUCGGAGUAACAACACUCGGCUCAAAACUAUCCAACAGUAUUGAUUUCACCAAUCCAGACAGCUCGAAAGUGGAAUUAGAAUUGAAGGGCAGCAAAUGUGAUAUUGAACCGCGCCACAGAUCCGGAUCCAUAAACGUUAAGUUACCUAGCACGGAACCAGGGCACCCUGCACCCGUAGAAGACGCUCCUGUAGAUUCUAGAUUGCCGCGGAAGAGAGUUGGAGAACCUGUUCCACUUCCCAAGCCUAGAAAAGCCGCCACAAUACGGCCCGAGGUGCCAAAACGCAAACUAAAACCGCCCUCCCCAUUGAGUAGAACCCUCAGUUCAGACUCCAGCUAUGUAGACUCCUUGUCCAACGCUCCUGCGCACUCCAGUACUGGGAGUUUUAUAACUGACUCAAGUUCCAAUUGUGGAAGCUCCAUCAAAGGUGAAGAGAAACUGGAUGUCUGUUCCAACUAUUCUACCAGUGAGGAUGAGGUGUUCAUGACGCCAGAGCACCUGAGUGAAGCAAGCUUUGAUUACAGUUCAAUAGACUUGGAGGAAAAGAACCAAACUAACUCCACAGAUACAGCUUUAAAUAACGAUAUUGAUGAUGGAGUUAAUGGUGAAAGAAAAUUAAGUAUAAAUGAGGAUAAAGUAAAUGAAGCUUCUUUAAACCAGGAUUCUACAAUGGUAAGAAGUGAACUAAGUACAGUAUCAUCAAAGAAUUCUAGCCAAGAGAAGAAACUCUGUGCUGUAAUAUCUACCAUGCCAAAGUGUGACCACUUGAGUUCACUGAGCAUCAAGGAUACAGUUAGUCAAAGUAAAGAGUGGGAGGGUCUGAAAGAACCAAAGAAAGCCAGGAUUCCUCGAACAGCGUCAAAGUCCAAUGAUUUUGAGGUUAAUGCGUUAGAGAAGCAGAAGAGGCAUUUAACUUCUCAUGCAGAGGAUAUCACAUUUGCCUUAAAUUUGAAUGUGAAUCCUAGUCUGCUGUCUGACAGAGAUCUUGUACAGCAAUCGAGGGAGGAGCAAGAUACUGAGUCUCAGGAUGUGGGUGGAGAAAAGUCCCCUGUUGCAGUGGUUUCAUCAGAUACAAAUCUCUCAGAGACUGACGUACUGCUUCAGAAAGUAUCUGACACUUUGUCCAACUCUCUACCUGUAGCAUCAUUCGAUGAAGUACCAGUGUCUCCAACAAUAACUAAAUUAGAGCCAACAAACAUUUCCAAAGAAACAGACCAGAAAAACAAAAAGAUCUCUGAGUAUCCCAAUGGUUUUGAUGUGAACAUCAGCUCGACAAAUUUGACUGUAAACUCUCAGCAGGACACGUCAGACUAUGUAUCAGCAGUCGAUGAAGAUUUAUCCGUCACCGACUGGGAAUAUCAACUGCCAGCUCCGCCAAGUGCCUUCAGAGACUCUGCUUCUCCUGUCUUCGAUAACUUCGAAGUAAUCACUCCUUCGCCUGAAUCAUUCAGAGACACAGAAAUCACUGAAUUAACCUCAACUUCAGACCAGAAAGAUGGAAGGAAUAUUAUAGAAAAGGAAGAAAGGCAAGAAAUUGAAGUUAGGAAAGAGACUCCACUUGCGAAGUCCUUCAUACAACAAAAGCCAGAGUCUAGCAUGAAGAAGGAGGUGAUUUAUGAGCUCGAGAAUAAAAUAAGUACUUUGCCUCAGAAUAAUAUGUCUCAGAAGGAUGUGGAUUCCAGGAGGUUAUUGAACCCCUCAACUCCCAAAAUUUCCCCUGUAGAUAACACAUUGUCAAAUUUUACCAUCACAACAUACAGCAAGCAAAAGAACCUGAAUAUAUUUGAAGAAGUAGAACAGUCUAGAAAGAUAAAUUCUGAUGAGAGAUUUAUCAGAUCCUUUGCGACUCUGACAAGGAACAAGGGCAAUCUUGAUGAGAGUGAAGAUAAGAAUCUGAAGGAAUUCAGUGUUGGAACAUUGCAAGGGAAGAGAAAGGUAACCAUGGGAGAAGAUAAGUCGAGUGAGACAAAGCUGGAACCAAAGAUACAAACAGAAUCCCUGCAGAGGUGGCAGUCUGGCAAUGAAAAGAGCAAUAUUCAGAGAUCCAAGAGCUACAUAUCCAUGUGUGACAAAUCUAACCUCCAAGGAAAUAUAUGUGAGAUUGAGAGUAUCAAGAAUGAAAAAAAUCUGGAGAUGGACGAUAGUGGAAUGAAAAAAGCAACGAGCAUUAGUAACCUGAGCGUAACUGCGACUAAAAACGACGAGAAAUCCUCGCAGUGGCGGGAUAAUAUUCUGAAGCGGCCUACCAAAGAAAAGCAACUGCAGUCUGUACAGGUGCUAAAAAGCAUUUUGCCGCAGUUGAAAAAUGCUCAACAGGCGGAGGAAAAUGUGCCCAAAGAUUCGAGUGAUAUAGUAUUAUCUGAAAAAACGAGAUCCGAGACUACCUCUAACGAACAUUCGACCGAAUCGAAUGAAGUUUCGACUCGUGAACCUCAGACAGCACCAAGUAAUAAGAAAGUAGAACCAGAAUCAAAGAAACCAACGCCAGAAACUAAUAAGAAACGAUAUACCUACUCAGGACCUCCUAUGAUCAAUUUAGGCAGUUGGUCCGAACGACCUAGUAUUAAUGUCCAGAUAAAGAAGGACAUUGACUACAAAUUUGGAGUCAAACAAACUAACAGCACUACCAUCGUUAAUAUUAAUAGCUCUAAAGAUGAAGUAGACUCCAAUAAUGUUGAUAGUUCUACCAAAAUACAGAAGAGUAAAUUUGAAUUUUUGGAUAAAAAGGAGCCCAGUGAGUUAACCAAGAAAUUAAUUAGUCAUACAACAGCUACAGGAUUCAAAAAGCUAGUACUGAAUAAAGUUAACAACUCAGAACCAAAAGUCACUAAUGAUAAACCAGUUGUAACAGGAGUUGAGCUGAAAAAGAGCUUCCUCGAAAACAAACAAGAUGACAAUGUGAUAGACACUACUCCAGUAAAUUUCAAAGAAUUAACAAAAGCAUUUGGUCAAGAUGUUUGCCUGCGACCAAAACCAAAAAGGUCCAGUACAAUUCAACGUUCAGAUUCUCAGUUGGAAAACGAUUCUAGUAGACAGAAUGGACAUAGACAAGAUCAGUGUUUAAUAAAUGGCCACCAAAAUAUUAAACCUAAGAGGUACUCUUCGAUAGUGGGUAUCCAGAAUGAAGGUAACCUGACAUUUCGAAAUGGCCUAAGCAUUAAAGGGCACCAGCCAAUGCCUGUUGUUAAAGGGUUUAAGAUGUCAAGUACAAAGAUUGGUGCAAGUCAAAGUUAUGAGAACCAAACUAAAGAAGGCUUCAAGGAAGAAAUGAAAGAAGAUAAUAUUAAAGGAUCAUCCAAGGAUUCAAAUGGUACACCAAGGCCUCCUACUAUGCCCGUGAUAACGGGUGUGACUUUGAAAAGUGCCAGACCUAAGUCCAUGCCCAUUCAAAUUGACCAGCGAGACGUUUUGCUGGAAUCGAUUAGAAACUUCGGUGGUCGCGAGAAUUUAAAAAGCGCUAUGGAAAGAUGUUAGCUGCCUUUCAGAAAGUAGGAAACGUUCUUGACACGAGGAUAAAAUCGGAAAAAGACUGGCGACCGAGGAUAUAUUGUUCUCGAAGAGAUAUUCUGGUGCUUUAAGUCGUACAGCCUUAGUGAUAAUACAACGUUUGGCAAUUAUCGGCACAAAAGAAAGGGCAAGAAGAAACUAUUUAUGUAUAUUUUUUAAUCACUAUCGAAGGACCACUCACAUCUGCCCCGUACUUUUGUCAGUUGUCAAACCUGACCUCUUCGAAAUCAUUCCAUUGACGGUUUGCUGGCUAAUAGUCUAUAAAAAACAGCCACGUUAGUCGUCCACGUGUAAAUACCGUGUGUAAAAAGGUCGAGACAACCAGGAAAAAGAGUUGUCAAUAAAAAAGAAAUCUGUCAAUGAUGUACAUAUCGUUUAGCUGUUUAAAGCGAUAAGAGAAAUAUUUUAUUUUCGUGUCCAAAUAGUCAACGGGCCGAGUUAGGUCCGUUUUCGAAACAUUGUUGCUCAUUAUAUGAUGCAGUCCACGCAAUUCUUGUUAAGUUUUCUUUUUUUUUUCUUUUAUUAGUUCAAUCAGCCAUUCGGUCCUAACCUGACCUAAAAUGAGAAAAGAGGGAAUUGAAGAUAGGUUAGAUCUGAACGGUUGAGUCAAUGUUGACUAACAUUUCCUAUUCUUUACGAUUAACAUUAAGUUUCUAUCACUGGGACCAAAGGUGACAUCAUUUAUUUUACAUAUUGUACAACGAAUUUAGAUGCAACUAGGGUGUGUGUAUAAUUAUGAAAGAUAAUCUUUUCUUUUCGUUUUUUGAGAGAGAAGGAGAGAGAGAAGCAAUCUGGUCAGUCGCAUAGGUUGAAAAUCAUAAUAAUGAGAUAUAUUCAUUAAUUAGUAUGCAUUAACAGAGUUCAAAGUAAGUUUUAAUAUGUGUUAGUAGAAAACAACGAAGGAUUGAAAUACAAUCGAUUUCCUUUUUUUCCUUUUUUGCGUUUACAUUUACUGUUAAUUAAAAAGAAAAGAAAAUAAAAAUUUGUUUUUGAUUAUUAACAAGGUUUCGAUAAUCAUUCGGAAAAAGUAUAUUGUAUUUGUUAAUAUGAUAUUGUCGAUAUUAUUCUAAAAGGAUUAAUUAGACUAUUGUGUUUAAAUAACAAAUUUCAGUAUGUAUUUGUUUUAUAGAUUAUGAUCAUUCUGGAAAAAUAUUUUUAUGGCAGGUGGCAAUCACCAUGGAAAGGUGUAUUGUAUACUGUAAAUAUCAUAUAUGUUAAUACUGUAUUUAAUAUUAUUUUUCCUUGCGUAAAAAUAUAUUACGGCGACACUUCUAUUUAUGUAUGUUGUUAUUUAUAGUUCCAUUAAAAAUGAAAAAAAAUUAUUGAUUUUUA
Bombus impatiens (common eastern bumble bee) is the source of this 6739-nucleotide messenger RNA. RefSeq lists its product as uncharacterized. Gene Ontology annotation, molecular function: actin monomer binding. Lineage: Eukaryota; Metazoa; Arthropoda; Insecta; Hymenoptera; Apidae. The record is from RefSeq and is a predicted model, not a curated record. Bases 410 to 5374 code for a protein of 1654 amino acids. The transcript is spliced from 14 exons.